CGGGUUCCGAUGUUUACAUCUGGAGGCAGCCGCAAAGCAAUGAGUUUGUUUUCCAGGCUGAUGAAAACCGUCUUGUAUGUUAAGAAUAGCAUGUUUUCCAGGUGCUAGGAUCUGUGCACCGUCACGGUAGGCCCUCCAUGAGGACUGCGCUCAUUACGUUUCAUUUUAGCACGUCAGCUAGCACACGCAGCAGGCUCACUCAUGCUAGCAGCUAACGACAGCUAGCUGAACCAGCAGGCAGCAUUCACAGGAUCAGCUGCUGACAGUCCAAAUAACAAUAAACGAUGAAGAAGAAAAGCAGACAUACAAGGUCAUCUGAGACUCCGCAACAGAUCAGCAGGACGCCGAUGACCGUGGAUGUCACUGAGGAGAAGAGGCCACCUGGAAACAGAGGACGACCUCGGAAGACUGCCCCCGUAUCCGCAGACAGUUUCUACCUGGAUAACGCUGCAACAGAAAAGACUGCUAACGCAGACUUCAACGUGACGGCAGCUGAAGACGCCCAGAAACGUCCAGAGAACAAGUCCAGAUCUUCAGGUAGAGUCUCUGCUGCCAUCUGUCGGCUCUGCCACGGGAAGUUUUCCCCUCGCAGCCUGCGGCACGCCUUCAACAAGUGGCCUCGGGAUUCCCUCAGUAUUGUAGACGAGGAGUCGGACGCCGUGGCCCGGUCACCGCUUCUGUUCCACACAGACUUCCAAAGGCUGGUGGGGGUCCAGGUGGACCGGGACCCCCGACUGUCAGAAUUUAUCUGCAAGAAAUGCCAUGCAAAGUUUUACAAGUGCCAAAGCAUCCUGAUCCGAUUUCUGCAGAGAGUCAACCUCCCACCUGUGGGGAAGGAGAACCUAAAAAAUCAGAAGAAUGCAAAGAGUCCGGAGUCCUCAGUAAAUCACGACUCAUCAACUCCUCCAUCCUUUACCUCAGACACAAAGUGCCUCCACAGUCUGGUGUCCUGGGCUCAUCACCACGGAGAGGCCUGCCGCUCCUGCCCCGACCUGAAGGAGGUGCUGGAGGGCCAGUGCUGGGGCUCCGUUAAAGCUGUUUGGGGCUGCGUCGACGGUCACAGAUACAUCAUGGACACUCACUGCACCACCACCACCUCCAACCAAGGCCACAAGAUGAGCUUAAGCAGCGGAGCGUUGGGGAGUGGCAGCGGUGAUGGAGUGAUGUCAGAGGAGGAGGAACAAGAGCAGGAGGGCGAGGAAGACGAAGAGGAGCAAUCUGGCAGGGACGGAACGACCUCUUCGAGAAGUGUUAGUACUGCGGUUCAGCGCAGUCCACCUGCAGCUACGGCGCAGACGCAGAGCUCAGCGCUCGAUGAGUGGACGGGCAGCAACAACGAUUUCACAGGUCAUAAGGAGGCCUCGUCUCCCGCUGCGGCUCAGCCGGAGGACAGGACCGCUGACAGUGAUCUUUCUGACAGGGUUGUCUCUGAGGAUGAGUUUGAGGAGGGUAGAAAAGGAGGCCCAUCAGACGAGGAGGAGUUUGAGCCGUACUCAGAGAAGAGAGGCCACAGGGUGAAUGCCCCAAACAAAAGAAGAAGAAGCUCGAAGGGCCAAGAGGAGCCCAAAAUCAGAAAGAAACCUGGACCCAAACCAGGCUGGAAGAACAAGUUCAAACCUAAAGGAGAGGAGCUUCCCAACAUCUACAAGUGUCCCUAUCAGGGCUGCACGGCUGUCUACAGAGCUCCUGAUGGGCUGAAGAAGCACAUCAAGGAGCAUCACGAGGAAGUGAGGGAGCGACCCUGCCCUCAUCCCGGCUGCAACAAGGUUUUCAUGAUAGACCGCUACCUGCAGCGACACGUCAAGCUCAUCCACACAGAGGAGAGGAAUUACAUUUGUGACCAGUGCGGUCAAACCUUCAAGCAGAGAAAACACCUGUCAGUUCACCAGAUGAGGCAUUCAGGGGCCAAGCCGCUACAAUGUGAGGUGUGCGGCUUCCAGUGUCGCCAGCGAGCAUCGCUGAAAUACCACAUGACCAAACACAAAGCUGAGGCCGACCUGGAGUUUGAGUGCUUGAUGUGCAGGAAGCGUUUCGAAAAGGCCCACAACCUGAACGUGCACAUGUCCAUGGUGCACCCGCUGACUCAGGCUGAGGCUCAGAGGGGCGGCGGGCAGCAGCAGCAGACGUACUCGGACCUGCACACCAUCACGCUCACCGGGGAGGUGGUGCAGCAAGAACAGGACAGGUGACGGAAGGAAGCCUCGAUUCAGGGCUGCUGCAGAGGUACUAAAACUGCAGCACAGGCUCGAAACCCCAGCGUAGCACGAUGUUUCAUUUUAGCAUCAGCAGUUAAACUUCCAUCAGAUAUUCCCUCACACUGACGAAUGCUGCAGUGCAACCCACUGCUGUCCUGGAGUCAGUUUCUUCCAGCUUGCAGCAGAAACAAAUAUUUUUCUUGUGUAGUUGUAACCCUCAAGAUUUUCAGCUGACUCGGUGAAACCACAGCAGAAAAGGCAUUAGGUAAGAGUUCAGUGUCAUACAGUAUUUUUUUUUUUUUAGAUUUUGCAAAUAAUGUAACAAUUCAUAAAUUACGCUGAUGAACUGGCAUCAUCUUUUUAACCUUUGUGACAAACAAAUUGCAUCCUGUAAGUGUUUCACAAUAAAACCAUGUGUUUCACAAGUGCUUUUAUUGUGAAACAGCAGUGGUAGGAAAUGUGAGGCUGACAUAGCAGUGAGUUAGAGCAGUAAGGCUGAGUGUGGCUCGCCCAUAUAUCAUCAGAAACUGGUAUGACUGUGAUUCUGUGAAAUCUGAGGAUUAUAACUUGAAAAUACAACAUGUGGUGCCUCCGCUGCAGAUUUUACGCUGUCAGCAAUACAGUACGGUGGCCCCGAGAGCUCAAUGCACUGCCAUUUGAUAGACAAAAAAAAUUAAAUACUGAAAAUAAUGCUGAGCAGACAACAAGGAAGAGGUUCCAGGUGAAACUAAAGAUAAGAGCUCGGACAUGAUGGUUGUUACUGAAGUUGACUUUCUGACAGUAACGUUG
This is a messenger RNA of Archocentrus centrarchus (flier cichlid), 2984 nucleotides long. RefSeq names its product zinc finger protein 276 (gene znf276). Lineage: Eukaryota; Metazoa; Chordata; Actinopteri; Cichliformes; Cichlidae. The record is from RefSeq and is a predicted model, not a curated record. Gene Ontology annotation, cellular component: nucleus. The coding region runs from base 285 to 2189 and encodes 634 amino acids. The transcript has 12 exons. Gene Ontology annotation, molecular function: zinc ion binding.